Molecule: messenger RNA, 1301 nt
Organism: Sphaerodactylus townsendi
Lineage: Eukaryota; Metazoa; Chordata; Lepidosauria; Squamata; Sphaerodactylidae
Product: gametogenetin-like
Exons: 4
Coding region: 1-882 (293 amino acids)
Source: RefSeq, a predicted model, not a curated record
AUGAGGGGGCUGCAGCCCCAGGGCAGGUCAUGUGAGCGGGCACAUCAGGUGGAGCUUGGGGGCGGAGCCAACAGUAUAAAGCUGAAGCCGGCCAGCCCAAUUGCUCAGUUCCAUGCUGGGCUCAGCGUGGCUGGCUUAAGAUCGCUGCUGUCGCCGGUUCCUCUGCAAAAAGCGACGCCCGGCGGGGGCUUUUACUCCCGAGGAGCCCUACCGGGGAUCGAACCGGCGCCGGGGAGGAGGGAGGGCGGGGACCGGGCUGGGCGUCCCUGGCAGCCGCCUGCAUGCAACGGGCGGGCGGGCGGCGAUCGUGCCCCGGGGCGAGCCGGCAUUUCUCCCCAGGAAGGCAGGGAGGGAAGAGGGAGGGGCGUGGGAAGGGAUCGCGCAGCCCCCCGGGGCCGGCUUGCCACCUUCCGGGAUGCCGGCCGCUGGAAAGCAGCGCCUCUCCCCCGGGCAUGCAACGAGCUGCAUGGCCCCGGACGCGCGCCCCCUCCGCUCCCCCCCAGCCCCUCCUGGCCAGUAAAGAGACGCUCCGCGGGUCGGGGCCGCCAGGGAGGUCCGGGACCCGAUCCGAAGGCUCCGCAGGAGGAGACGCCGCCAGCUUUCCGCUUCCCCCCAGCUGGCCUACCUGCCCUCCUUCCCAGCGCGGCGCCCAGAGGACGGGCUCGCCUCUCCUCUAGACUCGGGGACAGAUGUGCGGGAACCAGGCGGCCGCCGGGAGCUGAGAUUGCUGCUGCUGCUGCUGCUGCGCCCGCGGGGGAGACCCAUGGACCUCUUGGGCUCUCCGCCCCCCAGGCCACGCUCCUGCCCCAACGUGGACCUUCAGCCAUGAGAAAACGGGGCAAAGGUUUGGCCUCCGUCCCCACCUUCUGCCUUUCCGGCUAACCCCGUGGCGAGGGUGGCAGCGGGUGGACUAGCAGCCCCGGGCGGCCCGUCUCUGCAGGCUGCUGCAGCUGAGAAGACCCCUUGGAUGUUGCAAAAGAGCCCCUCUUGGCUAUGGGAUCCUACCUGGUCUAUCAAAGCUUGGGACUGGUCUUCUGCUGUUCCGUGUUAAGCUCUGCCUACCUUCGGAACCGACUGCGGCAACAGUUUUUACAUCUGUGGCAGGGGAGAACAUAGUGUGGCAUUCCAAAAUUAGCAUCUGUAGGUACUGAAAGCGGGGAAACAACCCAGAUUUCAACUCUGGGAUCUCUUCUUCAUCUUGACGUAUUCUGAUCUCCCCCUUACCCCCAACAAACCAAUGAGCUUAGCGAAGUGAGAGAGAUAAGCAUGACAUUUUACUUCCUGCGGUACGUGUGUGGGGU